This is a messenger RNA of Aspergillus saccharolyticus JOP 1030-1, 2151 nucleotides long. RefSeq names its product glutamyl-tRNA(Gln) amidotransferase subunit PET112. The transcript is spliced from 4 exons. Lineage: Eukaryota; Fungi; Ascomycota; Eurotiomycetes; Eurotiales; Aspergillaceae. Gene Ontology annotation, molecular function: glutaminyl-tRNA synthase (glutamine-hydrolyzing) activity. Gene Ontology annotation, biological process: mitochondrial translation; glutaminyl-tRNAGln biosynthesis via transamidation. The record is from RefSeq and is a predicted model, not a curated record. The coding region runs from base 100 to 1917 and encodes 605 amino acids.
UCUCCAUUCAAAUCACCAACCACUAGCCACAGCUUGAAAGGUAGCUCCGCUUCUCAUCUGCUUCGAAGCAGUACAGCUUCUCAAUCCUUGCCUAGCGCCAUGCUGCGACCCUGGAUGCGCCAGGGAUCGCGAGCGACUUGCUUAUUCACCUGCCCGCGAUGCCUUCAUCUACUCCGCCGCUGGCCGCCACAACAGCUUCAACAUUCACUACGUCCUUCCACCGCCCUCUCUUCUUCUCCACGAUCCCUUCAGACCUCAACAACCUUUGAGUUAUCGGAUCGUGUUCCCCUGCGCAAGCAGCUCAAACAGGACGCCAAAUCCCUCAAGGCGCGCAAACGACAGACUCGGGAGAAUGAGGAAGCAUCUCGUCAGAAAUGGGAGUUGACGGUGGGCAUUGAAAUUCAUGCGCAGCUAAACACCGAGGCCAAACUAUUCUCCAGAGCGUCGACCUCCUCGACCGACCUUCCCAACUCCAAUGUAGCUCUCUUCGAUCUUGCCUUUCCAGGCAGUCAACCUGAAUUUCAAGCCGCUACCCUUAUUCCCGCCCUGCGCGCCGCCAUCGCCCUCGAUUGCGACAUCCAACGAGUGAGCAAAUUCGAUCGCAAGCACUAUUUUUACCAAGAUCAACCUGCCGGGUACCAGAUUACGCAAUACUAUGAACCUUUAGCGAAGAACGGUCAUGUGGAUCUCUACCGUCACGACGGAAUCGCCGCGGAGGAUGGGGACCACGUGCGCAUUGGCAUCAAGCAGAUUCAGAUGGAGCAGGAUACAGCAAAGUCUCAGGAAUACCCUCCCUCAACACAAUUGCUCGAUUUUAACAGAGUCUCCCACCCACUUAUCGAGAUCAUCACCAUGCCUCAGAUUCACACGCCGGCUACCGCGGCGGCCUGUGUGCGGAAAAUCCAAUCGAUCCUGCAAUCCUGUAAUGCGGUUACGACUGGUAUGGAGCAGGGUGGUCUGCGGGCGGAUGUCAACGUUUCCAUCCGUCAACGAGGCGAUGUUGCCGGCGACCACCACUAUGGCGGUAUUGGAGGCUUGGGGCAGCGCACGGAGAUCAAGAACCUCAGCAGUUUCAAAGCCGUCGAGGAUGCUAUCAUCGCCGAGAAGAAUCGUCAGAUAGCUGUCCUGGAGAGCGGUGGCGUGGUGGAAGGUGAAACCCGUGGCUGGACCAUCGGCAGCACUGAGACGCGCAGACUUCGUGGCAAGGAAGGAGAGGUGGAUUACCGCUAUAUGCCGGAUCCCGAUCUGCCUCCCGUAUACAUAGGAGAGGAUCUGAUUUCAGAGCUACGCCGGACACUACCAACGAGCUCGGAUGCGCUUCUCAGCCUGCUGACAGGGGCGGAUUAUGGGCUGACCGUUGAGGAUGCGAAGCCACUCGUCGAGCUGGACGAAGGAGCUCGACUAGAGUACUACCAGGAUGUUGUGGACCUUCUGCGCCAGCAACACCCAGAAACGGGCCCCAAGGCUCAGCAAGCACUGGCCCGGCUGGCGGGUAACUGGGUGCUGCACGAGCUGGGCGGUCUUCUGACUAAAGCUGACCUGGCUUGGGACUCACAACGAGUGCCCGCUGAAGCUUUGGCUUCGCUCCUUGACCAGCUGCAGCAGAAGCGCAUCACCGGCCCCACAGCCAAACAAGUGCUAUCUCUGGUAUUUGAGGGCGAUCAGCGCCCGAUCCUGCAACUGUUGGAGGAAGAGAAUUUGUUGCUGCGGCCUUUGUCGCGAGAGGAGUAUAUCACGCUGGCAGAAGCGGCUAUUUCAAUGAACCCAUCGAUGGUUGAGCAGAUCCGACACAAGAAUCAACUAGGCAAACUGGGAUGGUUUGUCGGACAGAUGAUGCGAAUGGGCGAGAAAGGGCGGGUCGAGGCGCCCAAGGCCGAUGCGAUCCUGCGGGAACUCAUCCUGGACGGAACAAAUUAGAUGGAUGCUGUAUAGACGGUGUGUAGACGUUGUAUAGAGGCUGUAUAGACGCUGUAUCGAUGUUGUACGAGUAGAUAGCAGGAGAUAGCUAGAACCGAGCUGAACAUGAUGAUACCCGUCGGGUUCGACCACAAACCAUGAUCUGUCCUUAAUCCUUAUCAGUAGUCAAGAUUAUUACUUGUCAGCCCGAGAAUGACCGGAAUCCGAAAACGAUUGCUAAUUAAAAAGGGGGUG